GCGCCUUCCCUACUCUCUUUCCGUUUACCGUGACUCAUUUGCGUGUGGGCGCCUGCUCUAAAAGCCACCGCCAACACAUUUUCCCCUCUGCUAGCCUCGGAUCGCCGUUGGAGGGCAGCAGGUCGCCGGCCUCUGACUAAUCUUCUACUUUUGCUUUUGUGUGCGCCGUCACUGCAUGAUUGUUAUUUCUUCAACGACAUAUCUGACCGCAACGUGUGGGAUUUCACUUAUUUUCGAGCAAACGUGUCGCAGCGAUCUGGACCCCGGAGUCAGGGUGGAGAAAACCGGACCUCAAUGCUGAGGACACAGUUCCACUCUCAGUAGACGGUCAUUGAAAGUUCUCAUCGCAGGCAACUUUUUCUGCGUGCAUUCAUCAGAGGCUGUGGGUCCAUGUCCUUGACACUUCAACAUACGCAUGUGAGCGUCUCCAGCCCCACUCCAUACGCCAUUUCACUGUCGAAAACACGGGACCAAGCCCCGAGGAAACCUCUUUCUUUCUUGAGGGAAUGCCCAGGUUUCGGGUUCAGGCUCCUCAACUUUCAAAGGCGAGGAACCAACUGAGACUCAUUCUUUGUUGAACUCGAAAUUGAUGGGAUGCACUUGUGCCCAAUUCCGCUAGGAUUCACUGUGGCCAAACCUGUGAACUUCAUCAACCCCGCUCGUAGCCUGGAGGGUUACCACUUUCGGGACCUCCUCGCAGGGAGAAAAACACAUUAAACUUAUCGUAUCUUAUGUGUCUAUGUAUUUUCGAAUUUACCAGCAAGAGACUUCGAAGCUCUUCGUUUCCCCGACAGCUUUUCUACUUGUCGUUUGUCUUCUUGUGCGUCUCGAGCGCGCUGCGCACAACCGGAUCUCCGCGUCCAAAUAUUUCCAAUUGCUUUCAGACAGCCUCUUCGCUUAUGGAUAUGUGUAAUAAAUCAGUUUGAAGCCAUAGCGUUUUCGUCUUCCUUCUCCGAGAGUGACGCAAUUCUUUAGCACUCAGCCUCGAACUCGACACUUUUCGCUACCAAACCUUCUGAAUGAGCUACUCUUGUACUUUUGUAAAUGAAGGCCUUCAGCACCGGAGAGCGUUACACUUGAAAAAGAAUAAGGUUGUAUCGUGUCGUUUUAGCGAGCUUAUGAGGGUGUCAGCCUCUCCCUCUCCUUUCAAUUAUGCCUACCCUGGUACACCUUGCUUCUCUUUAACUCCUGUACCAGACAGGCCGGUCUUUUCAGGUUCGUUGUUUCCGGAUUUUUAGAUGUCUCAUUUUAAACGUAUCCGUGUUGCCGACAUCGGGCGUAGCAGUCGGCUCUCGCUUCACGAUUUUCCGUCAGGGAAUCGACCGCCGCCUGCGCGGUCGACUACCCAGUUAUCACUUUUCUCACUCUUCCACAAAAGGCACAAUGGAUUACGUUCCGGAGGAGUUUGUAGGGAAUUCGCGUCCUCUCCAUUCUUUUGGAGCGGGUGCGCGAGCUGAGAGACUCCGCCAAGACAUGGCGGCGGUGGGCAGUGUGGCUUCUGCGGCAAGCGCCCAGAUUUCCGAGCCCUACGCAAGCGGCAGUGAAGAAGAGGAAGUGAUGAUUGACGAUGAGGAGUAUCAGCUGAUUUUGUCUCCGUUCCACGCAUGCUCUCCCGCUCAACCCCCCUUGUCGCUUUGCGAAGAGACCCGAGCGGAAAACUCCCACUGCGAAACACCGAAGUUUGCCUCCACCGAGCGGGAAGAAGGCCCUUCACGGUCCUCUCUGCCUUCGCCUGCGCCGGGUUCAACGACCCAAGAAGAUCGGCAGCAGAAAGACGACGCGGCAAACGAUCGCGAAACAUCAAGUCCGGCCACUCGUUUCAGCAAGCCCGCUGUCUCGUCUCCCGCCUCAUCGCUCUCUCGAGCUGUCUCUCACCCAGCGUGCGAUGAUCGUGGCGAAGACCCGUCGGCGCAGCUCUCUGCUGCCGCCAGUCCCCAGACGAAGACAGAGCAGGUUCCUGAUUUGGAAACCGAGGCACCCGAUUCAGACGACGAAGACAAUACCUACGCAGUCCGCAUCGUGAUUACAGGCCCCGCAAGGUGGCGUGGCGACCUCUCCUUCCAGGGAACGCCUGCGAUGCUUUGCACGAUCCUUCGUUUGCGAAGGUGUGAAGAAACAACACAGCCAGAGAAGAACAACAGGGAGGAGCCGGAGGAAACUCCCUGCUCUUCAAAGUGGCGUGAGGAGAUUGUCCUCCAGAAAAGGGGUUGGGGGCCUCUUGUCCUCGAAGAGGUUCUUGUCCACGCUCGCAGGCUGCAGCAGGCAAAGCAGCAGCGGGGGAAGAGAGGAGAAGAAACUGAGGUUCUUUUGCUUCAUUUUCAUCGAUCGGUGGACGAGAUUCCCCGUCCAUCAGAGGACCAUCCGUUUAUCUUGCCUUCUGCCCUGACGCACGCGCCCCUCUCAGUUCUCCGGCUGCCGCUGUCUGACUUGGACUUGGGCCCCACAGAAUCAAAGUACCGUCUGACGCUUCCCCCUCCCAGCCCGUUUGCCCCCUCUCCUUCCUUUCUGCUGUCUCCUUCCUUCUCCGUCGAAAAACUCUCGAGGGACUUCGGCGAGGCCCUCCAGAACUCAACGCGAGGGGCGAAUCGCUGCAACGUCAUUCUGUUUUCUCUCAAACUCACGACUCUUCUCACAUCGCCGUCGACGCAGAAGGACCAGCUCUUCCUGCUCCACACUCAGCAACAGCAGCUGCGGGUGCGCUUAACGGCGGCCGCAUGUGGCGGGCCUUCGCCGCCGUUUCUGGCCUCUUCUCUGUCGUGCUCUGGCUCCAGAUCACUCGUCCUCGCAGACCACCUAGCCAAGCUGACAGCCGCCCAGAAAGCUCUCUCCCGCCGAGAGAGGCAGGUGGGGGGACGGGCAUGCGCCUCUGUUGUCCAGGGGCGAUUUGGCCGAGCUGACGAACGCCGCGCUGUUCCGGGCUCCGUCGUUUGCAUGCGUCGUGGCAGCAAUCCUUUAACAACUUCUGCUCCCCUGCUGCAGCCUCCCCUUCACUCCACGCAGGUCGCAUCCCCCCCCUCUGUUGUCUCCGCUCCCGCGCAUUCGCCUCGGGGCCUGGCCUCUGAGUCUCCAGAGGGACCCCAGGAGACUGCAGGCACUCACGAAGAUGAAUCUACGGCACCCGCGGCGACCCUGAACAAGGUAGGUUCUAGCGAGGUUCGAGGGGCGAAUGAGAAACCGGAAACGCAUGCGUCCGAAGGUCCUUCUACUAAAACCGGUCUCGUGAUGACAUGCCGGCCGGUCUCUGCUCCCUCGACCCGUUUGAUCCGCGUGAACGGGUCGCUGAAACAGAACUCGCGGGGAGUUGCGGACGACGCCCAGGAAAUGUCUUGGAGAUCUCAAAGCGAAAAGGACCCCAGCAAGAUGCUUGCUUCGCAGUCGGAAGCCGGCGUGGAGAGCCAUCUCUUCCUUGCGAUCCAGGGCCAGAAGUCCUGCCUCCCAAAGGGCAUCACAGGACACUCCUCCUCUUCGUGUAUAUAUGCGGAGACCACACAGAGGUCACCCGACUUUCAGGCAGAGGGGGGCGCAAGUCAGAGCGGUCUGUCUCUGCAGACGAUGCGUCUGAAACAGUCCUUCGCGCGUAUUAAAGGAGCACACUUUCGUCCUCCGAAGACUGUACUGAAUGCCGAACGCGACGUCGAAGACAUCUACCCCGACGACAGCGUCUCCGUCCACGGGGGCCAGUGCAGGAGACUGUACGCCGAGACCUCAGAACAGGAAGCUGAGGAACGGCGACGCGCCCCGAAGGCUGCUUCGUCCGAAACGGGCUUCUUGGCGAACCGAGAACGCGAUACGAGCGCUACUCUGAGCGCGUUCAGGAGAUCCACCAGCGACUUGCGAGGCCGGGAAGUUUGGUCGAGCGACGGAGAAACGAACAGCUGCUGCGACAGUGCGGGGACGCUGCUCUCAGACGCCCACUCCCGCAAAACUACGCUGACGUCGUCCAUCCAGAGAAUGAAUUUUCUGAUGAACCAGGCUCAGCUGCUACUCCAGCGGCGACAGCUGAAGCACCAGCAGAGAGUUAUGGCACUCCAACGCGAAGAGGAACGGGCGGCGCGAAACGUCUCUUGCGAAGCAGUAGUCAGUGGCGGGAUCGCGACAGAACGGAACGAAGCAGGGCGCCCAGACGCCCUGUUGGGGGGUGAGAAGGCGAGCAGGGGCCUCACCGCAUCGCAGCUGAGAACCGAGGAAGCGGGGCGGGCAGAGAAACUGAGGGGAUUGCAUGCGACGAAGAGCGGCGCAGAGCAUGACAACGAGAAAGAAGAAACAAGAGAAAGAACGCCACAGUCCCCGCAUGUCUCUGAUUGCAAAGAGAAAUUCGAUUCCCGAGAGAGGGUCGAGACCCCGCGACCGGCGAACUCAGUGGAGACAAGCUGUGCGUCGCCUUCGCCAGGGGAUGCGCUACAGAAGCCUUUUUUUGAGGAUCCGAAGGCGGUGGCGCGCGUUUUACAACCUAACAUCGUCGGCACAUCUGGAUUAACCUGCAAAGAGAAAAACGUGGAGGGCACCGACUGCCUUGAUGGUGUUGGCGAGACAGCAAAUGAAGGGAAGCUGUCAGAGCCCCCGACCGCUGUCCCAACAACAACUGGAAGCGCUGCGUGUGUCGAGGAGGGCCUCAAGUGUGAGGCCACCACGGUGUCGCCAGUGUCUCGGUCGGAUGAAUGCGAGGACGAAAGCGAAGAAGGCAUUUUGAACGAGGCGCGAGGCCGUGAACAGUCUCGGGAGGAGGUAAUUGCCUGUCCUCGUGUGAGGGACCCGCCGGACGCAGACGCCGUUUGUAAGCGAAAACCGCCGACCGAGGAAGUCACUGCAUCGCAGGCAAGGAACGAAGAAAGUCCCCUUCAAUCUUCGUCCUUUUCGCCUCCUCCUGACGGCGACGAAAAAGCCUGCUUCGCUCCUGCGCCUUCGCCUUCUCUGCUGUCUCUUCAUGUCAUGGCCAGUGGCGACGGUCCUCUCGAGUCACUCCCCCCUUCGUUUUCUCAUGUCCUCCCUUCUGAAGUCCCAUCUGUUUCGCAGAAAUCUUCUUUUGUGACAGCAGACCUAGCUCCUCAGACGCCGGUUCUCGAGUCCAUAGAGAGCUUCUCUUCUCUCCAACCUUCUGAGAAGGAUCAAAUGCAGACGGAGACGAAGGCAGCAGUGCCUGCAGUGACCUUUGAAACGAAAGCUGGUCCUCUUCAUGAAGAGGAUAAACAGAGCCAACUUCACGAGGAAGAACUGCGAACCAUCGUGGACCAGCUACGGGGAUACAUGGUGCGAAUCGAACAUAGAUUGUCCAAGCGACUUGCGAACAAGAAGAAGAAGCUCGGGAAGUGGGGAGAAAAGGCCUCCAGGAAGGGUGACUCCGGUGUGGGCGUCCCCGAUGCGGAAGGCCCCCAGGAAAAAGACCGGCGAAGAAGGUCGACGGGAAGGGAGACCGAAAACGAGCGUCUGUCGCUUGAUAAAGGCGGUCGCGCCUUCUCAUCGACCGAACGAGACGAGAUGCGGAGACACAAAGAGGAGAGCCAAACCUUGGAGGCAUGUCCCCAAAGAGCUCUGGCCGUGUGUGAUCUCUCUUACAUAGUUGCAUCUGGACCGGACAAGCGAAAGCCCGAGCAGGGACCCAGAGAUGGACAUCCAACUGCCGCUAGGCUCGACUCAUGCCCUGCUAGCGCGCAACAAGAAGCAUAUGCUCAGAAACAGAAAGAGGACCAGGCAGCGCUGGAACGUCUGGAGGCAGAAUGCCUGAGCGCACGAGCGGCCAUUGCAGCCUUGAAGGCCGACUUGGCAAGAACAGUGGAGGAGAAAGAAGCGCUGAGACAGGCAGGCGAGAAGAAGGAAGAAGAGCGAGAAAGGAAAGAACAGGCCCUUAAGCAGGAGAAGCGUCAGCUGGAACUCGCGUUCGAGAAAGAGAAGGCGGUAUUGGAGGAGCGACUCAGACGCGGCGUCGAGGCGGAGCAGGCGACGCGACACCGACAGACAGCAAAGGAAACAUCCGAUAAGAACGAGCCGGAUGACGAGGCAGCCGAGAAAGAGCAGUUGAAACUGCAUGCACGGAAGCUGGCAGCGGCCUACGGGGCGCUGUCCAAGAAGGUUCAACUCGAGGCGACAAUGCGAGACCAAGCGAUGAAGAAGAAGGAAGAAGAGAUGCGGGCGAUCCUCGAGCACCUCAAGAAGCAGGAGGCGCGGCUGCGCCAGAUAGACGAAGAAAACGGACGACUGCAGGCGCAGCUUCGCUCCGGCAGGGGCGACUCCGAGCGCUUGCGAAGUCAAGAUACCCCACCAUCUUCCAUUCAAGCGAGGGAAACUGAGGACCUCCGCCGACAGCUUCAAGAUGCGACGCAGGAGCUCACACGGCAACAGCAGAAGAUUCGCCUCCUCGAAGACCAGCAACGCAGUGUCGCUGUUUGUGCGUCCUCGUCUUCCUUCGUUUCCGGUUCCUCGUCUUCACCUACGUACCCGGGGGGGGUGAACCCAUGCGCUUCGCGGGGUCCCAGCGCCUCGCUCUCGUCGCCGGGCCUCGAGCAAGUCGAGAAACUCCAGCGCGAACUGGCCUUGGCUGAGAAGGACAGAAUCCGACUAUUGGCUUUGGACAAGCAGCGCGAGAAGGAGCGCCUGCACCUCGUCGACCUGUUUUCUCUACAGUGCAUGCGCGUGAAGGAGCUCGAGCAGCAGCUGCUCCAGAUCGACGAGCAGCUCGCCAACAUCCUGUCUCAAACCACGCGCGCGACGGCGUCUGCCUCGCGCUUCUCGCAUGCCUCUUGUCGAUCAGGCGGCUCUGAGAAACCCACUGGUGAAUACGAUUGUAUGGGAAACGCACAGAACGGGAAGGAGAAUGAGACAAUUGAAGGAAAAGAAAGCAGUUGUACGCCCUUCAAGCGAGGGGCGCCAGCCACGGAGAGCCCUCCCUAUUCGGGGGGCUCAGUGCCUUCCCGGGAGACAGAUGAAAGUGUCUCCUUUCGACCAUCCGUUCUCCAGCGUCUCCGGGGAAUGCGGGAAAGCAUUCGCCACAUGCAGUCGCGGCCUGGGACUCUGCCAUCCUCCCUGAAUGCGCAGUCGCUAGCGGGGCUGUCCAAGCCACUCGGCCGCAGAGAAGAAAGAGAAACUAAAAGCGAAAUUGGCUUCCUGGGGGGCCAGUCCCCUGCGGUCCACCCGCGCGAGAAAGGGCAAGGCAGGUCGCCUUUGGCCUCGCUUUCUCACUCUCACCCAGCGGCUUCAGGACGGGAGAUGGUCCACCUCACUGGUGUGCCUGGGUCACCUGGCCCCCCGACAGGGGACCCGGCGUCUGAGGCUGGGACAGAAGCCGGUAAAAGGGAGAGAAGCACUUCGUCGAGGAGGCCAGAGUCAGCCGGGGGCGCGAGUGUUCACUUUGCAGAGCCUGCCAAAGGCUUCGACCAUUCGACGCAGCGGUCCUCAAGUGAGCAACGGAGACUCGGGACUUCCGCAGCUCAGCCUCCGUUGUCUCGUCCUUCUGUCUCCACUUCUCAAACCGUAUUCGUCGGCAGACCGCUGCCCCGCUGCCGCUCCCCAGCGACCCGCCAGCUGUCGACCAGCAGUCACGCCGUGCUCUCUCCCGCGUCUGCGCGCUCACCCGAGCCCUCUGUCGUCUCCUAUGGCGCUGGAGUUUCAACGCCCGCGGGAGUCACGUUUCCCCUCCUGGGAAACCCACUGUUGCCUUGGGCGCAACCUGAGGGACCGAAGAACGACGCGCGCUUGCGGCGACUCUCAGGGGUCGGAUCCGAGGAGAAAGAAGAACGCCGAGGACGGAAUAGAGUCGGGGGCACCGAACCUCACAUGCGGUCUUCUUCUGCGCAGUCAGCGCCUUCUUCGGGGCUACAUAAAACUCCGGCAAUGCCUUUCGAUGCGGCCUUCGUCCCGUCCUACCUGAUGACGCAGAAACCCCACACGGGCCCUGUCUCCGUCGCAGCAGCGCCGACGCGCUACGCGACCCCCUUCGGCUCGUCGCUCAUGGGGGCCCGGCUGCAGGGCUCGGGGCUGCUGCAUGCGUCUCUGGCGAUGCAGAGAGACUGUGGUGGAACAGAAGAGAGGCUGGCGCGAUCUCUUUACCCUUCCCAGACGCGAGAGGUCUCUGACUGGAGAGGAAAGGUCGAUGGAGAGCGAGGCAGGGACAAAGGCCCUGACUCGAGACAGUGCAGGCCCUCUCCCGUAUAUCGCUUCGCCACGCCAACCAGGCUCGCCCAGAGGCUCCCGGCUGGCGACGAACGCGCCGUUUCUCCGGCCCUGCGUUUGGGAACUCCACUCAGACAGGCGACAGUGGGCCCUUGGCUGCAAGACGCUCUUCCGAGAUGACGCAAAAACGUACUAGGGAGAGACACGGUCGACUCUACUUCUGAAAAAGAAACUCGAGGAAUACAGGCUCAGAAUCUUAAUUAAAUUAUGCAUAAAUGUUUUUGAAUGUGAGAGUUCCCGUUGAGUUGUACAUGGGGUGUUCUUUUCCUUGUCUCGCAGCACGGUUCCAUGGUAUAUAUCUGUCCGCGCUUACCCUUCACACGUUCUUGUGUAAUAAAAGCAUGUUUGCAUGGAUGGCUCAGAGAAGAAACUUUUUACCGGUUAUCGAAAAGAUCCACCCUUGUCUUUUCACGAGUUCUUGACUUGAGGGCGACGGCUGUGAUCACCGAAGACUUUCAGAGUUCGCGGAAACAUCACAUCGCGUAAAUGUUGAAGUCUUGUGGAGUUUCACUUCUAGC
This is a messenger RNA of Toxoplasma gondii ME49, 8681 nucleotides long. RefSeq lists its product as hypothetical. Lineage: Eukaryota; Apicomplexa; Conoidasida; Eucoccidiorida; Sarcocystidae. The record is from RefSeq and is a predicted model, not a curated record. Bases 1384 to 8283 code for a protein of 2299 amino acids. The transcript is spliced from 3 exons.